Cynoglossus semilaevis (tongue sole) is the source of this 2568-nucleotide messenger RNA. It is a transcript of the gene sntb2, whose product is annotated as syntrophin, beta 2. Gene Ontology annotation, cellular component: synapse; intracellular anatomical structure; dystrophin-associated glycoprotein complex. Gene Ontology annotation, molecular function: structural molecule activity; protein binding. The record is from RefSeq and is a predicted model, not a curated record. NCBI's taxonomy places the organism in Eukaryota, Metazoa, Chordata, Actinopteri, Pleuronectiformes, Cynoglossidae.
CAUGAACUGAAAAUGUUCGGCUUCUUCCUUCGUGUGUAAAAAAAAGCUGCGGAGCUUCAUGUCUAUUGGCUGAACUCACUCUGACGUCGCUGAAACUUUAACAGGAAGUCAAGGGAUUUUUACCUUCACAAUAAAAGCAAACAUUUGGGCACAUUUUUUCCCACAUUUAUAUAAUACGUUUAAAAGAAUUUAUAUACCUAUAAUGUAGUAAUUCGUAAAUUAUUUUAAAUAUAAACAACCUCCUUAUAUUUUUCGUUUACUGAAAAAGAUCAUAAAGAAUGAAUUACGCAUCUCCUCCGUGGUGAUUUUUUCUCGUUUAAUUUUGAAGUUCCUCCAGCGGAAGUGUCGUGUUGUUGUUCCGGUGCCUUGACAGUGUCAGUGUGGCAGCUUAGAGUCUAGAGUGAACAACAACCCGGAGAAAGAAAAGUGUCCCGUCACUGCCGCUGUUUCUCUUCCUCCUAUUUUUAAUCGUUUCCUUGUUUCUCUCUGAUUUUAUUCUUCCUCCGGACACAGAGGACUCUCUCCCGUCCUCCCCCCGCCUUUUACCCCUCUCUGUCCCUCCAGGCCCGGACUCGGUGGGUGUGUCGAUGCGGGCCAGCCGAGCCGCGUCGCAGCCUGAAAAAAGCGGAAAAAGUUAAGGAUGAGUUCAGUGUGAAUCCGGGGACACGAACCUAGUCCGGGAUGGCAGUCUGGACCCGAGCGGAUAAGAACGGUCAACUCGACCUUCUACUGCGAGACCGCUGGACCCGAGUGUUCGCCGAGCUGAGCCGGGAGACUCUGACUCUGACGGCGGAGGCGGACGCGGCCGCAGCGGUGGCAUCGAACCACCACAACCAGCAUUGGACCGAUGGCGGCUCCCCCGCGGGCCUACGAAACGGUAUGUCCAACGGGAACGAGCCCGGAUCAAGUCCGGGGAACCGAGAGAAUCCCGGUCGCUCAGUCGGUGUCAGCCGGGGACAGUACGACGGAAGUUUCAGCGUCAACAGUCCUGGAAAGUACCAGAACAACGGCACUAACUCCGAACUGAGCUACGGAAGCCCCGGUUCCAGCUUCGGGUCCAAACACGCAGACUUCCCCGCGGACGGCUCCUCGGAGGCGGUGCGGAAAGUGCGUGUGGUGAAGCAGGAGUCCGGCGGGCUGGGGAUCAGCAUUAAGGGCGGCCGGGAGAACCGAAUGCCCAUCCUCAUCUCCAAGAUCUUCCCCGGACUGGCUGCGGACCAGAGCCGCGCUCUGCGGGUCGGCGACGCGAUUCUGUCCGUGAACGGUAACGACCUGCGGGAGGCGACCCACGACCUGGCGGUACAGGCUCUGAAGAAGGCCGGCAAGGAGGUGACCCUGGAAGNCAAGUACAUCCGUGAGGUUUCCCCCCUCUUCAAGAAACCGUCUCUGGUGGCCGACCUCCCGUGGGACGGCCUCCGACCUCAGUCUCCCAGCUACAGCGGCAGCGAUGACUCAGGUUCUCCCAAACAUGGAGCGUCCUCCAAGGACAGGAAGGUGAUCAGUCUGAGGAUGAGCUUGACCAUGCCUGACCUGGAGAACAGACUCCUGGAGCUCCACUCUCCUGACGGCCAGCACACGGUGGUGCUGCGUUGUAAAGACGCGUCCACGGCUAACUCCUGGUUUACUGCCAUCCACACUAACGUGGCAGCCCUGCUGCCGCAGACCCUGGCCCACAUCAACGCCUACCUGGGAGUGUCCUCCCCCACCUCCAGCCACCCACACCUCAAACACAUCGGCUGGUUGGCUGAGCAGGUGCAGCUUGAAGGUGGUCGACAGCAGCACCGCCCGAUGGUGAUGGCCCUCACAGAGAAGGACAUCCUGCUUUUUGAAUCGGUCCCAUGGACCAGAGAGUCCUGGUCUACACCUCUGCUCACUCACCCGCUGUUAGCCACCAGGUUGGUUCACUCUGGCAGUACUCGUGGAUCCCCCUCCCAGGGCUCAGACCUGGUGUUCGCCACUCGGACAGGGACGGGGCGAGGCAUCGAGUCUCACAUCUUCCGUGUAGAGACCCACUGGGACCUGUCCUCCUGGACUCGUGCGCUGGUGCAGGGGGCGCAUGCUGCUGCUGAGAUCAUAAAGGAGGUUUCCAUUGGUUGUACGUUGAACCGUCAGGACGUGCGGCUGACGCUCCACUAUGACAAAGGCUUCACUGUGACCAGAGAGGCAGCCGAUCCAGCAGGGGGUGCUGUCCUCUACAGAUACCCAUACGAGAAGCUCAAAAUGUCGGCUGAUGACGGAAUCCGUAACCUGUACCUGGACUUUGGGGGUCCUGAGGGAGAGAUGGUCUUUGACCUUCACUCUGGACCCAAGCCUGUGGUGUUCGUCCUCCACUCCUUCCUGUCGGCAAAACUCACUCGAAUGGGUCUGCUGACGUGAAGCAACCAAUCACAGCUGUGGACACGCCCAUUCAGCAAAGAGGAGGAGGAGGUAAUAGGUGUCAAAGGGCAGAGGUCACAUUUAAAUUAGUUUAUUCCAGUUUGUCAUUCAGAGCUGGGAUUCAGCAGAAAAGAUAGGACCAGUUGGUAACACCUUACCACCAGGGGGCGACUCCUGUAGCCACCACUUCUU